AUGCCAGGUUACCAUCUGGUCGGUUCAUGUAAUGGGUUGCACUGUGGGGUUAGCGAAAUACCAGAAGGAUACCGUGUUUGUUUCUGGAACAAGGCGACAAGGGUGAUAUCCAUAGAAUCGCCAACGCUGUCUUUUUCCCCGGGCAUUGGUCGUAGAACAAUGUUUGGGUUUGGCUAUGAUCCGUCAAGUGACAAAUACAAGGUUGUAGCAAUUGCAUUGACUAUGCUUUCACUUGAUGUAUCUCAAAAGACUGAGAUGAAAGUUUAUAGCGCGGGUGACAGUAGUUGGAGAAACCUUAAAGGUUUUCCUGUUCUUUGGACUUUACCUAAAGUUGGUGGAGUGUAUCUGAGUGGAACCCUUAAUUGGGUUGUUAUUAAGGGAAAAGAAACCAUUCAUUCUGAAAUCGUAAUUAUUUAUGUUGACCUGGAGAAGGAGGCUUGCAGAUCAUUGUUUCUUCCCGACGAUUUUUGCUUUGUUGAUACCAAUCAAUUCUGA
Molecule: messenger RNA, 495 nt
Organism: Glycine soja
Lineage: Eukaryota; Viridiplantae; Streptophyta; Magnoliopsida; Fabales; Fabaceae
Product: F-box/kelch-repeat protein At3g23880-like
Exons: 1
Coding region: 1-495 (164 amino acids)
Source: RefSeq, a predicted model, not a curated record